UUUAGGACAAGAAAAAAAGGAAGUGAAAAGAAAGUUUUAGGACGGAGGGAGUAAAUAGUUUUAAAUGAGUAUUAACUUUUGAGUUAAUCAUGGUAAUAAUUUAUGUGGUAGGUAUUUUCUCAUGCAUUUAUAGUAUUCUUAGUGGCAGCUCUUCUUGACUAAGCACCCUUUGUUUUACAGAAAACCCCAAAGGAUAAGAAAGCUAGUUUGAUAAUUCGUGGAUUUGUAGAUAAGGUAAUUGCAGGGGUCAUGAACUUUCUACAAAUGCAAAUCCCACCUUUUAUUAGAGUUGAUCUUUUCCGGACCAUUUUUACUCAAGCCUUAAGUGUAGAUAAAAAAUAUGUUAACUGGACACUUAGAUUAGCAAGCAUCCAUGGAAAUAAAGCCCCAUUGCCUUUUAUCAAAUCUGUGGAGGUUUUCUUCUCUGAGAGUCAAAACAUGAAAGCAACUAUUCUAGAUAAAGAACCUCUUCGUCUCAAAAGGAGGACAGCGAAGACAUCAAACCCAUUUGACGUAACUCUCAAAAUUAACUUCAGCGAGGGUUGCAAAUGCGUCUCUACUGAAAUCACAAUUCCAGUUGAUUUUACGGUUUCUGCAAACAAUUUCAAGGACGAGGAGAACCUGGUUUUUGAUAAGCUAAGGAGAGAAGCUAUGUCCGACCCAAGCUGUGGGCAGACUGCACUCAUUGAGAGAGAUGCCAUCCUGGUUCCCAAAACCAACAUCUUUAUCCAUGCCAUUGUAACCAACAUUGUGAAAUAUGAUGCGGCUCAGAGCUCGAGUGCUAAUGAGUCGAAGAGGAAACACGAAGGCUUUAGUGGCACUAUCCCAUCUCGCAAGCGAUCAAAACGCAAUUGGAAACCCAGACUGCCAUUGCCAAACUAGAAGGCACUAUCGCAUUUUGGAAGCAAUCAAUACACCAUUGGAAACCCAGACUGCCAUUGCCAAAUUAAAAGGCUUUAAUGGCACUAUCCCAUCUUGGAAGCAAUCAAUACACCAUUGGAAACCCAGACUGGCAUUGCCAAGUUAGUAGGUUAUAUAGCAGUGAUAUAUCAACCUAAUGUAAAUAGCUUAUCGCCGCUUAGUGAUAUUUUACUCGAAAGUGCUUAUGUUUUGUAGGGACCGAGUGGAUUUUGUUAGGGUCUCACGCACACUCGGCCUGGAUCAUACACAAUUGAUAUGGAAUUACGUAGCCUGUACGAUUAAUAUAUACUCUCUAUACAACUAAAUUUUACACUUUUCU
This is a messenger RNA of Cuscuta campestris, 1240 nucleotides long. Lineage: Eukaryota; Viridiplantae; Streptophyta; Magnoliopsida; Solanales; Convolvulaceae. The record is from the annotation of a GenBank genome assembly.